Molecule: messenger RNA, 5426 nt
Organism: Eleginops maclovinus (Patagonian blennie)
Lineage: Eukaryota; Metazoa; Chordata; Actinopteri; Perciformes; Eleginopidae
Product: plakophilin-4-like
Exons: 22
Coding region: 545-3976 (1143 amino acids)
Biological process (GO): cell-cell junction assembly; cell-cell adhesion
Cellular component (GO): adherens junction; plasma membrane; nucleus
Molecular function (GO): cadherin binding
Source: RefSeq, a predicted model, not a curated record
CCACCGCUCCUGCAGCCGCAACGCAAACGCGCUGCAUCCGCGCCUCAUCGAUCCGCGUAUUGGAAACCGAUCGGUAACCGCAUGGUGACGUCACGCCGCUGAUCGGUAACAGUGGCUGGGUGCGUUGUGGCUGGUGGGCGGGUUGCUGUGUGGCGCUCCAACACCAGGGAUAGAUGGGCGCAGAGGAACCAAACACCGGAUAAACGAAAGAAAGACAAAAGAGGAACGUGAGGACGUGCACGCGGAGUGUUUGUUUUGUUUAUCCGUCAGUGCGUGGGGAAUGUAGCUGUCACAGCCGCCUGCGGGAGGAUGGAUGCGUAACAGCACGGAUCGAGCCAGCUGUGGCCUGCUUCUAACAGCAACAUCUGGCCGGUGAGUCGCACGGAGCCGCAGGCAGCACGCAGCUUUUCUCACCCAGUCAGGGACACAGAGACGGGGGAGAGUGCAGCCUCUCUCCCUAGUCUCCUGUCCGGGGAGUCGCUGUGACCUCGUCCUUGGUUGAGUGAUUGAUGUGCACGUUUGACAGACAGGCUGCGUGCAGCAUAUGAUGACGGGUCAGAGAGGGCGCCUCAGCAGCCUGGACUAUAGCACCGAGGGAGAGGAGAUGGAGGAAGGGGACGCAGAGGGGGAAGGGCCCAUGGUGGGCAGAGAGGGGCCGAACGCCAGCAGCAAUACCACCACCACCAACAACCUCCUGGCUUCUGUCAAAGAGCAGGAGCUCCAGUUUGAGCGGCUGACUCGCGAGCUGGAGGAGGAGCGGCAGAUUGUGGCAAGCCAGCUGGAGAGGUGCAUGCUGGGAGCUGAGUCGCCAGCGGGAGACAGCAGCAGCUCAUCCGAGAAGUCGUUCGCAUGGAGAUCCGCAGGUGGAGAGUUGCAGGGCGGAGUGAUGGAGGCGUCUGGAUGUCCUGGCCGUCAGCUGGAGGCGGAGGAGGGACUCUUCAUGCCUGAGCCUGACCGUGCCUCCCUGCAUGACAGUGAGGGCUCAGGAGGUCACUCGGCGCAGAUGACCUCGUAUUCAGACAGCGGCUACCAGGACAGCAGCGUGAGUUAUUACAGCAACCAGAACGUGGUGCGCUCGGAGCCCCGGGCCUCGCUAUCCAGGAGCCCGAGAGCCGAGGGUCAAGCCUCUGGGCAGGUGUCUGGCAGGGUGUUACGGAGGAUGACCUCCCUCCCCUCCAGGAGCCAGUCUCCAGGUGGGGGCACCGUCUCCCCCUCCCGCAUCUCCCUGCGGACCUCCCAGGGCAGCACCUACGACUCCCCCAUCCUCUCGGAGCCCAAACCUCUGGCAGCCCUGUUCCCCUGCACCUCCAUGCCGCCCUCCUGCCCCUCACCCACAUCCCCGACCGACGCCACCCAGGCCCUAGGUGGGGUGGUGCUGGGAGGAGGAGGAGGUCGUCUGGGCUCCACCCUGUCCCUGGUGGAGGGGAGGUGUUUGACGGGGUCCCCUCUGAGGUCGGGAAUGACAGCGGUGCCGCAGCACUACGGCUCCACGCUGCCCCGGCAGAGCCAGCCGCUGGCCUAUGGAGCCGACCCGUACGGCCUGUACCAGAGAAGCGCACUGCCGCGGCCCGACAGCCUCAUCGGGCUCCACAGCUCGUACGCCGGUCACACAGGACAGAUAGACCCGGAGCUGAGGGCGGCGCUGUCUCCGGACUGCCACAUGACGCCCGUCUUUGAUGAGUGCUCCUUCCACAGCCCCCUGUUCCACAGCCCCACCCACGAACCCCAGGGCUCUCUCUACAGGACCAACACAGGUUUGGCGACUCUCCCUCGGGCCACGAGCCACUGCGGCACGCUGCCGUUCCAAAGAAGCAGCUUCGGGCUGAGCACCGCCGCUCUGUACGUGGACCCCUACCGGGAGCCUGUCUUCUCCCACCGCCACUCCGGGCUCAUUGAGCGGGGGGCCACGCGCACCCCCUCCCUCGAGAGCAUCCAUAAGGACCCCAGGGAGUUUGCUUGGCGUGACCCCGAGCUGACGGAGGUCAUCCACAUGCUGCAGCACCACUUCCCCUCCGUGCAGGCCAACGCCGCCGCCUACCUGCAGCACCUGUGCUACGGAGACAACAGGGUCAAGGUGGAGGUGUGUCACUUGGGGGGGAUCCAGCACCUGGUGGACCUGCUGGAUCAUAAGCUGACGGAGGUCCAGAAGAGCUCCUGCGGGGCCCUGAGGAACCUGGUGUACGGAAAGGCCACGGACAACAACAAGGUGGCGCUGAGGAACUGCGGCGGAGUUCCCGCCCUGCUGCGCCUCCUCAGGAAGACCACCGACAAUGAAGUCCGAGAGCUCGUCACCGGCGUCCUGUGGAACCUGUCGUCGUGCGACGCGGUGAAGAUGACGAUCAUCCGCGACGCUCUGAGCACGCUCACCAACACCGUGGUCAUCCCCCACUCUGGCUGGAGCAGCCUGUCCCACCGCGACGAGCACAAAGUCAAGUUCCAGUCCUCGCUGCUGCUGCGCAAUACCACCGGCUGUCUGAGAAACCUGAGCUCAGCAGGGGAAGAGGCGAGGAGUCAGCUGCGUUGCUGUGAAGGUCUGGUGGACUCGCUGCUUCACGUCCUCAAAGCCUGCGUCAACACCUCUGACUACGACAGCAAGAUUGUGGAAAACAGCGUGUGCACCCUGAGGAACCUCUCGUACCGGCUGGAGGUGGAGAUGCCGUCCUCCCGUCUGCUGGGGAACCAGGAGCUGGACACCCUGCUAGGCUUCUCCUCCCCUGGGAAGGAGCUGGACUACAUCUGCUGGGGCAAGAGGAGGCGUGGCCGGAAGAGGGGGGGUUGGCCCGAUGACAAGUGGGAUGGCAUCGGGCCUAUUCCAGGCUUCUCGCAGCACCUGAGGGGGGCGGAGCUGCUGUGGCACCCGAUGGUGGUGAAGCCGUACCUCAACCUGCUGGCGGAGAGCUCCAACCCCGCCACGCUGGAAGGCGCCGCCGGCUCCCUGCAGAACCUCUCUGCUGGGAACUGGAAGUUCUCAGCCUACAUUCGAGCGGCGGUGCGUAAAGAGAAAGGCCUGCCCAUCUUGGUGGAGCUGCUGAGGAUGGACAACGACCGGGUGGUGUGCUCCGUCGCCACCGCCCUCCGCAACAUGGCGCUGGACAGCCGCAACAAGGAGCUCAUAGGGAAGUACGCCAUGCGGGACCUGGUGACGCGGCUGCCCGGCGGCAGUCCCUCCAUGCUGUCGGACGAGACGGUGGCGUCGGUGUGCUGCACGCUGCACGAGGUCACCAGCCGCAACAUGGAGAAUGCCAAAGCUUUAGCCGACUGCGGAGGCAUCGAGAAGCUGGUGGACAUCAGCAAAGGACGAGGGAAAGGGUACUCCAUGAAGGUGGUGAAGGCAGCAGCCCAGGUGUUGAACACGCUGUGGCAGUACAGAGAGCUGAGGAACCUCUACAAACAGGAUGGCUGGAACUACACCCACUUCGUCACUCCGGUCUCCACCCUGGAGCGCGACCGCUACCUUUCCCAGCCCACGCUGCCCACCAGUCCGUUGCAGAUGUCUCCCGUCAUCCAAUCAGGUGGUAGUGCUACGUCCUCCCCGGCGAUGCUCGGGAUAAGGAGACACAGUUCCAACUAUCAGAGAGCGCAGUCAUCUAUGCAACUCGACACGUACUAUGGAGACAACAGUUUACACAAACGGCAGUACACAGGGUCUGAGAAGAAAACUCCAUACUUCAUUGGGACAUACUCUUCCCAGUCAGGGGAGGAUCUGAGACGGUCCCAGCACACAGAGCCAUUUUACGACGAGCCCGACAGGAAGAACUACAACAGCUACAGAAUGUACCUGUCGUCCCCUCAAGGCUUCGGAGAGGAGCCGUACGAGGAGGACCCGGUGCCCCUGACCCCCACCUCCCCCGACGGCUACGCCAGCCAGGCGCUCCAGUUCAAAGCCAACACCAACUACGUGGACUUCUACUCCACCACGCGGAGGCCUUCCAACCGGGCCAACAAGUUCACUGGCUCCCCCGACUCCUGGGUGUAGACACUAAAGGACACCAUGUACGUGGAGCUUCUGUUUCUGUGGAUGUUUGUGUGUGGGGAGCGCACCGGGGGUGGAAGGUGGAGGAUGCAUGUGAAUGUGUGCAUCUGUGUUGAACUGUGCUGAACGACCAGGGCUCGGUUUGCUACAUGCAGCGUUUGACUAAGUUACAACAUGCACACAAUAAUGCAGAUAAACAUGAACUAUUCCUUUAAUUUUUUAACAUUCUCUCUGCACAAAUAACACCAAUGUACAAACAAUUACUAUCUGACUUAUAAAAGCUAAUGUAACUGCAGGAUUCGUGCUGUUUUGAAAUUGUAUCUUCAUGGUUUAUUGCACUUAAUGAAAGUCCCUAUAGAUAAAAGCUAUAUAUAAAGUGUAUCAAUUACACAACAAAUAUUAAUUCACUAUUCAAUCUAGUCAUUAAGAAUGGCAGAAUCUGAGCAUUAAUAUCCAUGUUUCUGGUGGGAAAGCUUAAUCAGAUACUUUUAUCUUUUGUUGCUGCUCCUGGUCAAGCUAGUAUUUUUUUAAGAGUCUUUAGUUGCUGGUGCUCUUUUUAAAGGUGCAAUUGUAAAUAGAAAACAUUUGGUUUAAUGGAAAGCGCAAAAAUAGGUUGAAGGAAAUUGCUAUUAUGCUAUUUAAGUCUCCUUGGGUCUGUCCAGGCGUAGUUCACUGCUAUUUCUUCUGCAAACCACUGGAGAAUUAGCAUAAGCAUUUGUUGAGAUUGGUAACAUGAUGAGAGUUGGUUGUCAUUAUAAGAUAUGUUAAGAUCUCCAAAUAUUAAGCUCUCAACUUUAUCUGCAUUAUUCUGCACAUGGGCUUAGCGUGGGUAACGUGGCCUCAGUCAAAAGGUGCUAUUCGAGAAAAACCCAGCCCUCUCCUUGUUGUUUUCCAGAGUGUUUGUUAAAGUCACUGAUUUCAUUUUUCUCUACGGUAAAAAUGUGCAGUUUUUUGGCUUUAUAACAUUAAUAUGGUUCACCAGCAUCAUCAUGAAUGAGAGGAGAGGAGCUGACUGAAAGUCUAAGAACGAACACACCUGGGACAAAUGCUAUUAAUCAAGACUAAACAUUUCAACAGUAACUAAAACCCCUAACACCAAACAGGAUAUGAACAAAUUAAAAACGAUUUGACCCAGAUUUGGGAACCUUUGAAGACUCAGAGAACUGGGGUUAGGUCUGUAACCUCGUGCUCUCUGUAUGUUGGUGCAGUAAUCUCAUAGAGUAUGUGAAAUCUAUUUGUACAGAAACAAUGGUUUAACUGUCCUGUUACAUUGUUGUACUCAAUAUGUAGAACUUUGUAUGUGAUUGUGUGGAGAAGAGUUUUCUAUUAUUUAUUGAUUCAUUUUAUUGUGAUCUGACCAAAAUACCCCAUCUGUCUGUUCUGUCCAAACUGAUGAUGAUAAUGUGCAAUGUUACAGAGGGAAUAUAUGUAUAGCGAUUAAAGAUUAUAUCAU